This is a messenger RNA of Carassius gibelio (silver crucian carp), 8469 nucleotides long. RefSeq names its product protein turtle homolog B-like. Gene Ontology annotation, molecular function: protein binding. Gene Ontology annotation, biological process: cell-cell adhesion. The coding region runs from base 231 to 4637 and encodes 1468 amino acids. The record is from RefSeq and is a predicted model, not a curated record. Lineage: Eukaryota; Metazoa; Chordata; Actinopteri; Cypriniformes; Cyprinidae. The transcript is spliced from 21 exons.
UGGCUGCCGUGCGCUGGUGCAGGUGCUCUAUUUCAUCGAGAGAGGAUGCGAAAGGAAAGAAGGGGAGGGAAAGAAUGAAGGGAACCGUCGGAGAAAAGUAUGCAAGGCAUGAAUAAAAGGGUAUCAGCAGCUGACAGUGUGUCUAACGUCCAGGAGCUCGGCUAAGAAUGAUUUAUUGAAAGGGGCACUUUGAGAUAUGAUAAGGUUUCUCUCUGGUUGGCAAUAGUACUAUGAUUUGGUAUGUGGCCACUUUGAUAGCAAGUGUAUUCAGCACCAGAGGAACAGCUGCUCAAGGUGCCCACGGAGUCAGAGAGGAGCCUCAGUUUGUGACGGCCCGCGCAGGGGAGACCGUGAUUCUGGGAUGUGACGUGGCUCACCCACUCAACGGCCAGCCCUACGUGGUGGAGUGGUUCAAGUUUGGAGUGCCCAUCCCCUUCUUCAUCAACUUCCGCUUCUACCCUCCUCACGUGGACCCCGAGUACGCCGGCCGAGCCAGCCUGCAUGGCAAGUCGUCUCUACGUAUUGAGAGGGUUCGCUCAGAAGACCAGGGCUGGUACGAGUGCAAGGUCCUGAUGCUGGAGCAGCAGUACCACACCUUUCACAACGGCAGCUGGGUGCACCUCACAGUCAAUGCUCCCCCAACUUUCACGGACACGCCGCCGCAGUAUGUGGAGGCCAAAGAGGGGGGCAGCAUCACUCUAAGCUGCACGGCCUUCGGGAAUCCCAAACCUUCAGUCAGCUGGCUCAGGGAGGGAGACCCCGUACAGGACAGCAGCAAGUAUAAGGUGAGUGAUGGCAGCCUGACGAUUGUUUCCAUCAGCCGUGAGGACAGGGGAGCGUACACAUGCCGAGCGUACAGCGAGCAGGGAGAAGCCGUCCAUACCACACGCCUACUUGUCCAAGGACCCCCAUUUAUUGUUUCACCACCAGAGAACAUAACCGUAAACAUAUCCCAGGACGCAUUCUUCACUUGUCAGGCUGAGGCAUAUCCUGGCAACCUAACGUACACCUGGUUCUGGGAGGAAGAUAAUGUCUACUUCAAGAAUGAUCUAAAGCGCAGAGUGAGUAUUCUGAUCGACGGUUCACUCAUCAUCUCCCAGGUGAAACCUGAGGAUGCUGGGAAAUAUACCUGCAGCCCGAGUAACAGCCUUGGGCGCCCACCUUCUGCAUCAGCGUACCUGAUAGUGCAUUACCCUGCCCGUGUUGUAAACAUGCCGCCCGUUAUUUACGUGGCUAUCGGACUGCCGGGGUUCAUCCGCUGCCCGGUGGAUGCCAACCCGCCUGUCACUUCAGUGAAGUGGAAAAAAGACGGCCUGCCUCUGCGGAUAGAGAAGUACCCUGGCUGGAGCCAAAUGGAAGAUGGAAGUAUUCGAGUGUCUGAGGUGACAGAGGACUCUCUCGGCACCUACACCUGUGUGCCUUACAAUAGCCUCGGUACAAUGGGACAGUCCCCUCCCGCCCCUCUGGUGCUAAAGGACCCACCCAAAUUUCUGGUGGUUCCUGGAGGGGAGUACAGGCAGGAGGCUGGUCGAGAGCUGGUCAUCCCCUGUGAGGCAGAAGGAGACCCAUUCCCCAACAUUACAUGGAGAAAGGUAGGGAAGCCCAGCAGAAGCAAGCACAAUGUCCUACCACGAGGCAGCUUACAGUUCAAAUCUCUCAGCAAGGAGGACCAUGGGGAGUGGGAGUGUGUUGCCUCCAAUGUCGCCACGAGCAUCACUGCCAGCACGCACCUCCUAGUAAUCGGCACAAGCCCACACCCCCCCGCCAAAGUCCAUGUUUCGGUCUCGACGACCUCGGCCAACGUCUCUUGGGAGCCCGCUUACGACGGCGGCUUUGAGCAGACAUUCUCAGUCUGGUACGGCCAUGUGGUGAAGAGGGAGCAGUUAGGACCACAUGACUGGCUGUCCAUGCCUGUGCCCAGCGGCCAGCACUGGCUCCUGGUGCAAGGCCUGGAGUCUGAGACGGCCUACCAAUUCAGCGUCCUGGCCCAGAACAAACUGGGGACGGGCCCGUUCAGCGAGGUCGUCACUGUGAACACACUAGUAUUUCCUAUAAGUACCCCAGAACCACUGGUGCUGCUUACCCCACCACGGUGCCUCACAGCCAACCGGACACAGCAGGGAGUCCUACUCACAUGGAUCCCUCCAGCCAAUCACACGUCACGAAUUGAUCACUACAUCAUGGAGUUCCGUCUCGGGGAGAGGUGGGAUGUUCUUGAUGAUGCAAUCCCUGCUGCAGAGACAGAGCUAUUGGCUAGAGACCUGGUUCAGGAGGCCUGGUAUGAGUUCAGAGUGAUGGCGGUUAUGGAGGACGUUGUCAGUGAGCCCAGUAACCUAGUGGGAGUCUCUAGCACAGACUACUUUCCGCUGCCUGAGGUGCCAGACGAGGGGCUGGCGCGGCCGGUGGUGGCAGGCAUUGUGGCCACCAUCUGUUUCCUGGCAGCAGCCAUCCUCUUCAGCACGCUAGCAGCCUGCUUCGUCAACAAACAGAGACGGCGUAAGCUCAAGCGGAGACGAGACCCCCCUCUGUCUAUAACACACUGCAGAAAGAGCAUGGAGACUCCGAGUCCUCUUACCCCUCUGCCUGGCAUAGAACCCUACUGGGAAGGGCAGGAAAGGAGCAGCUGCAGGCCUCCAUCCUCCAGUCCUCUAUCAUCUUCUGGAAAGGUUAGUCCAGAAAGUGUCCGCUCCAUUGGACCUCCUUCAGAGUCCUCAGACGAUGGUUUACGAGCUAAGAAGUUUCCUCAAAGUCCUGCCAAGGAGAAGGAGCUGUCUUUAUACAUGAAGACCAAGAGAGCAAUAAUUAGCAAGAAAUUUAGCAUCUCUAAGCAAGAGGCAGAGGCUACCACCCCAAUUGAAUUGAUCAGUCGUGGCCCAGAUGGGCGCUUUGUCAUGGAACCCACAGAUGUGGAAACCCCAGUUAAGGCACGGCGCAUUGAGGGCUUCCCCUUCGUCGAGGAGUCCGACCUUUACCCUGAAUUUCGACAGUCAGAUGAGGAGAAUGAUGAUCCGGGGCCCAUGCCGCCUAUGAUGGCUACCCUCAGACCCCAUCAGAUCUCCCCCAUUUCUUCUAGCCAGGAGUCUUACUUGCAGCCCCCAGCCUACAGUCCCCGCUUCCAAAGGCCCAUGGAAGGCAUGACUAUCAUGGAGACUAGUCGACUCCAGGCUACAGGGCAGAUUCGUGGUGCUCCUCACUUUCGAGCCUUUUCCCAUGGCCAGUUCUACAGCUACUUAGGAAGUCCAGGGGAACCAGAGCCUCCACCUCCUUUCUACAUGCCUGACACCAGCCCUCUCAGCUCAGUAAUGUCUUCUCCUCCUUACCACCUGGAGGGACCUUUUGGUCAUCCCACCAUCCCAGAGGAAAUCGGUGAGGGAGAGAUUCAGCAUUAUGCAGUCUCUGGCUACACCCUUCCCCUGGCGCACCCCUCAACCUCACGCUCUCCAGAUAUCUGGCAGCGGCCUGAUUUUACCUUUGCCACAAUUGAGGGUCCUCACUUUAUUUUUCCACCCCCACACCCUUUGCAUCUUCAUCCGGAACCUCCCCUUCCUCCCCCUCUUGUUCUUCCUCCUAGUGCCCUCCAUCCCUCCACCCUUCAAUUAUCUCCUUACCCUGGUAUCCUGCAGCUACAGGCCCCAAAAAGCCGCCCCGGCAAGUCUCCCAGCAAGGUCAAGCCUCAGGGCCUUCCAGCCAAGCGUUUACCUAUGCAAGAGGCACAGAGUUUAGGGCAGCUAAGACACACAAACCACGGUAUGGGUGUACCAGUAUUGCCUUACCCUGACCCAGUGUCUCACAUGGUUGGCCCAAGCUCCUUCAGAAGCCUGGAUACUCGAUGGUACGAGCUUACACCCAGGCUUAGCCCAAGGCAGCCCCGCAGGAUGGAACCCAGCAUGGUAGUUCUCCAGCCAUCCCGCCUCUCACCUCUAACACAGAGUCCUAUUAGCUCUCAUGAAGGCUCACCGGAGAUUGUAGUACGCCCCAGGCCCCGUCCCAGUGUCAUCCAACCCCAGAUCCCUCCUGAUAUGUCUGAGAUCACCCUUCAACCUCCUUCUUCAGCUAGCUUCUCUAGAAGGUCCACCCCCUCCUCCUCUCCUGCUCAAGGCCAAGGCAGCCGAAGGGCAAGUCCCAGCUAUCGAUCCCAUAUGGCAUUUGCAACCUCAGCAGCAAGCUAUCCAUCACAGUCCCCUUCACCUCCUGUAGAAAGCAGCAACAUUUUUGGGCAGAUGCCAACUCAGAGGAGGACUGAGGAGGAGAUCCUUCCAUCAGAACCUUCUCCACCCCAGUUAUCAGCUUCAGGAAAACGUCGAGGUGCACCAAGUGGCUCUGCAGGGUCUGAGAGGAUAGAAGUGCUGCGAUAUCAACGAGUGAAAACAGCCAAGAAAGUCAGCAUUAACAAUAACAACUCCAAGACCAGACGAAAGAUGGGUGUACCCCCCUCUCAGACCCAGCAGCCCCACACCUCUCAGGUCCUCCAGCCAGAAGAAGUUCUCUACCUCCGCAAGAAGAAGAAAAAGUUGACUCGCCAGGACCCGUACACCCGCUUUUCUGCUCUGCUGUACCUCCGCCCGCCCCGAGAAGACCAGAAAGCCAUUUUGGCUAGUAUGUACACAGCAGACCCAGACCACGCCACUCUCCUCUGAUGUCCCAGAGAUUACAGGCUCUGAGCUCCUUCCACCCUUGCUCAGCCAGCCAACGACUUCAGAUCCACCCCUGAAUCCAAUGGUUUACUCCUCUUUUCUGUUACGCUUAAUGUAUCACAAAAACAUGCUUAUGUUCCAAGGUUUUGCUCUAGUCCAUUUACCUCAAAUUCAGAAGGAUAGGUCAUCUUGAGCAGAUUUAAAAGAAUCUCUUAAAUGCCUCAUUUCAUCUUAGUGACUCUUAACAGAUGGUGCGUCAGAUAAGGGAAUAGCUGUCAAGCUUCUGUUUCAUUCUGCCAACAGUAGAUCACAGGGUUUUCACAGGUAUACCUCAAACUCACCACAAUCUCACUGCUGCUAUACUGACAAACACAGAAGACGUUAGCAAUCCGAACAUUUGUUUGUAUUUUUCUAAUAUGACAUUCCACAGUGCAUAUUUCGAACAUUUUAGCAAACCAUCCAUCAUAAAGUGCAAUGGUCAGUAAGAUUUUCUGAUGUUUUUGAAAGUGGUCUCUUAUGCUCACCAAGACUGCGUAUAUUUGAUAAAUAAAUACAGUAAAAACAGUAAUAUUUUGAAAAAUGAAUAGAAUUUAAAUAACUGUUUUAUUUCAGUAUGUUUUAUAAUGCAAUUUAUCCAUGUGAUAGCAAACUUGAAUUCUCAGCAGUCAUUACACCAGUCUUCAGUGUCACGUGAUCCUUCAGAAACCAUUUUAAUAUGUUGAUUUGGUGCUCAAUAAACAUUUCUUCUUAUUAUUAAUGUUGAAAACAAAUGUACUGCUCAAUAUUUUUUGUGAAAACCAUGAUACAUUUUUUUCACAAUUCUUUGUUGAUGAAAAGAACAGCAUUUAUUUGUAGAAAUGAAAUAGAAAUAUUUUGUGACGUGAAAAAUCACUUUUGAUCAUUUUAAAUGUGUCUGUGCUAAAUAAAAGUAUUAAAAAAUCUUACUGACCCCACAUUUUUUAAAGGGAAGCAUAUGAAUUUGUAACAUUUAUAAGCAUCCUGCACUGUGGAUAUUAGUGAUGGUAUGAAACAAGAUUAUGCAUACGUUUGAGAUCUCUACUCACACACACUAUACUAAAACUAAGGAGGAAAUGGAAACACUCUUUUACAAGCACAACAAUUCAUCUGUUAAAGCUACAGUACAGGCUAACACACAGGCUUGGAUGGCAGCAACAGCCAUUUGAAUAAGGGAACAUUUCAUUUCAAUGCAAUUUUUGAUAAACAUAUGCAUACUCUAUUACAGAAGCUGCUACAGUAUAUCCUUCUACACUUUUUGAACACAAACUUGCACUGAAGCAAAACCUUGGUGAUUACUGUGAGUGACAUUUUUAGUUUAUGCCAACCUCACUUCUCUCUGUUAUCAAGCUCUAUUCAGAAAGUACUGUAGUAAUGCCAAAAAUACUACAGCUUCUUUAAUCAAUAAGACUAUAAAUUGUACUUUACUGUGAGGAGGAUAGGAUUUUGUGCCAUAAUAAACUAUAGUAUUUUUGUCAUCAACAUGCGAUGCCCCCUUACAUAAAAAAGGCAUACAAUAGGGCUUAAUGCUUUUUUUUAAAAUGAUAAAAAAUUGUAUCUACUGCCUUUGUAGGCCAUUUUCAAGCCUUUUAGUUUUUUUGGUUAAACCAGAAACGGCAACCCAGCGCCUGUCUCUUUCCUCUGUGAAGACCCUUUGGGGAAAAUCUCUUUGGGAUGAGAGGGCUAUUCCCAGUGGCCAAAGGUUUAUAUUGUGUUUCUAUCAUCUAACGGUGCUUCUUUUCUACAGAAAGACAUGUAUUUUCACUGUCUGAACAGACAUACCUGGGCAAAUGUACAUUUUAGUGUGCUAGCCAUUGUCCAAAGGGGAUGUAAUGGCCGUCAGACGAGAGGUGGCAUGUUCUGUGUCUUAUCACUUGUACAGAUGUGCAUUGAAAAAUGUCUAAAACUGUAUCAAAUGGCUGAACAUUGUGCUGUUUCUUCAGCCUGGGAAAAUUAUUCAAAUCGAAAAGCAAGUAAAGGUGAACCCUCGACCUCCAAAUAGCAGGUUAAAGGGGUUAUUGGUGCGUGGUUCAUGGCUAAGCCCCUCCCAGCGGCCAAUCACCACAUUAUAAGGUGCUAUAAAAAGUCUUCAGACUGAACUCUGUUAAUAAUAUGUAUAUCAUUAAUUUGAUCUUCCAGCAGAUAAUGGCUGCUGCUUAAAGGUGCCGUAAGGUUAGUGAAAUUUCAACAAAAUUUUGUGAGCAAAAAAGUUUUGUUUUGUGGUUGAAGUCUCAUGUUUGGAAAUUUUGCGUGAGGGUGAAAGAUUUCCCCUUGUAGAUUUCGCAAUAGGUUUCAAUUUGUCAGCAGAUUGGCUGCAUUGACAGAAAACUUGGUUUGAAAGUGAACUUUGUCUGAGCUGUGCAACGUACAUCGCUACUAUUAUUCAUAAACAGUGGCCCUUUUUGGCCCUGCGAAAUUUCGUCAAAAUUCGUCUGCUGUGGCAUUUUGAGGGUCAUCAAUGAUAUCGACAUUUUUACUUGACUAGCAUCAGAGCGUUAAACAUUAGCGAGUGUGAGUUUUGAGAUAUGAAGCGUACAUGUUGGUUGGAGAAGCUAUGCUGUAGUUGUAGCUCCCGUCUGGUGAAGAGUUUAUAAGUUUGUUUGGAUGUAAUGUUUGCUUAUACAUGACAGGCCAGAGCAUUACAUGCUCCCUUGUACCUUUUAGGCGUCAGAAAUGGUCAACCUUUGUGGAAGAUGUUGAUUUGGAUCAGGGGAUUGAUUGAUUUUCAAAGAGUCAGACACCAUUUUAAGCUUUAGGCUUUAAAUUUUGAGCAAAGACUUGAUUGUUCACACUUGUAAUUGUUGUUUUAUUUGUAAAUCAAGUAACCAGAUUAGAUGAGACCUACUUGCUUAGGUAUUCUAUUUAUGUGUCAGAACACACUUUUUUAGGUAGAUAGAGGCAUCUGAUAAUCUCGUUCAUUCGGGAUAUGUGCCUAUCUUAAGUAUUUUUUGAUCCAUUUCACUGGGCAAUUGUCAAAUAUGGUGCUUUCUAAAAGAUAUACAACUAUUUAAUUAUCUAAACAUUGUGUUCCUUUUUUUAUUUAAAGCCUUCAUACAAGAGAAUCUAUCUCUUGAUUAAUAUCGAAAUUAAUAUCCAAAAUGCUAGGAAUGUACUGUAAUAUGUCAAAAAAAAACUGUAUAUAAUAUAAUAGCAUAUAUUGCACAAUGUAUUAUAAAAUUUUAGUCAUUUUGAAUAAAUUGGCCAAAUAUAUGCACGCAACAGAAACUAUUGAUAUAAAACAUAUUGUCAUAUAUUGGAUUCAGUUUCCAAUAUGUUACUUUUUCCUGAGGGUUGGAAUGUAUGAGAGCAUUUUUGAGCCAAAAGAGCUAUAUUAAUGUGUUGUAAAUGAUUCAGCCCUCUUGCAUUCACCCUCACAUUGGAUUUACAACUUGUUUAUUUUGUCAGUGAACGUUUAUUAUGUCUAAACCCAAAAGGAUACCAGUCUAGCUAACAUUCUGCUUUGCAGAAAACUUCUGCAACUGUAGCAUCAAUCAUUGAACAGAUUGGCUAACUCUAGAGCGGCCGGUUAAAUUAGAUGUUUUUGAGAGGCAAUUAAUGCUAAAUUGAUUCGCCUCAUGGGUGGUGUAAGAUUCAUUGUAACACUUUCUGAACUUUUUAGUAGCAUUAUAGCCAUGCUAGAGAUUCAUUCAUGCAUUAGUUAUUUAUUAUUAUAUUGUACUGAUUUUAUAUGCCAUUAAUAUCUAAACAAUGAUGAAAGCAUUUUAUUGCUUUUGACAAAACAUCUCAAGAUUAGACUUUUUCCAUUCCAGAUCAUUCUCAGAGGUGCAUAAUUUUUAAUAAAAUCAUCUUAGUAAAUCUC